Molecule: messenger RNA, 2654 nt
Organism: Coregonus clupeaformis (lake whitefish)
Lineage: Eukaryota; Metazoa; Chordata; Actinopteri; Salmoniformes; Salmonidae
Exons: 3
Coding region: 707-1219 (170 amino acids)
Biological process (GO): negative regulation of smoothened signaling pathway
Cellular component (GO): ciliary membrane; Golgi apparatus
Source: RefSeq, a predicted model, not a curated record
CUUGAGAGAACAACGAUAUUAUUUUUUUAACGGCUGAUUCCUACCUCGAAUGCAGACAUCUGACGGGCAUUUCAAGACGGACAAAUAACGGUAUUUCUAUUGAAGGGAAUAUUGGCAGAUUAUAUGAAAUCAGACCAUUGCGCUCAAGAUAUGUAUUUUAUGGAAUUUGUUUGCAACGAAAAAAUCUCGGAUGGAGAAGAGAAAGAAACACAGGAAAUAAGCGAUAUAGUGUGCACGCUCACAACCAUCUCUUUAAUGUCCUAAUAACGGCGAAAUGGUCGCACAACGUUUGAAUUUUCCUUCCCUUCAUCUUUCAAAAAUAUUUUUUCCCAGACACCAUAAGCUACCAGGUGGCAAUACUGGCCGAAUGGGUGAAACAGCGGGCGUUCAUAGCCAGGGCCAUGGUCGAUAUUUAUAAGUCAAUGGGAAGGCAGUUUGCAAAGGCAACUUUUCACAUAACGGAAACGGCUUUGCAUAACUCCUACACCAGGGUUGCUGCGUAUGCGCCAUAAAGAUGAGAGGCUUUGCCCUUCUCCCCCAAGAGGACCACGACAACGCUUCCACUGGGCAAGACCAAAACAUUGAUAUGGGACGUUGAAAUCCAUGCCUGAGUCUCUUCCAUCCUAUUUGCCUUUGGAGGGCGAGAUAAAGGAGCCUUUCCUUCUUGACUCAAUGUAAAGGAGAAGAGUGCAUCCACGUCUGAGAAAUGGAUAAACUCACCGUCAUAUCAGGAUGCCUCUUUCUAGCGGCAGAUAUCUUUGCCAUCGCCAGUAUUGCCAAUCCAGACUGGAUCAACACAGGAGAUGCAACUGGUAAGUUAGGUUCCCUGACGGUAGGCCUGGUGCGGCAGUGCCAGACCAUCCACGGUCGUGAACGGACCUGUAUCCCCCCGCGGCUGCCCCCAGAGUGGGUCACCACCCUCUUCUUCAUCAUCCUGGGCAUCAUCUCCCUCACGGUGACCUGCGGCCUGCUGGUGGCGUCACACUGGCACCGUGAGGCCACCCGUUACGCCCGCUGGAUCGCCUUCACUGGGAUGAUCCUGCUCUGUAUGGCAGCUCUUAUAUUUCCUAUAGGAUUUUACAUCGAUGAGGUCGGGGGACAGCCUUAUAAACUACCAAACAACACAGUGGUGGGGUCCUCAUAUGUACUCUUUGUUCUAUCUAUAUUUUUCACUAUAGUGGGACUACUGUUUGCAGGGAAGGUCUGCUUGCCUGGGUGACCUAUCAGGCACUUUGUUUUUUGUAAACAUUUUUGUGCUUAGAGAAAUGCCUUCGGAGAGGCAUUUGCUAGGCCUGACAUUUGAAAAUGGUCACCUGGAAGGAAAGAAGAGGAACUGUGAGAAACACUCUUUCCGUGCGUUUGUGGAAGAACUCUCUGAUGUACCUUUGGAUGACAGGACUCUACGGCCCCUAGCCCUGGUCUAUAGGACAGGUAGUAGGCACUAGCCUGUCUGUGUUCAUAGAUCUGGGAGGAAUGGACACCUAUCCAGCCCCUCACAGAUCAGUGAACACAGGAGUUUCCUUCCACAAAUGGAGUGCCUUUUCGGGGUAGUGUAACUUUUUUAUUUCACCAAAUUUGAACAUUCUGUCAAAGAGCACAUGUUCAACUUCAUAACAAACAUGUUUUCCCAUCUCCAUCUCCUUGUGGAAAAAACAUAUUUAAAAAGGAAUAGUUUUACCAUAUUAAAAUGAGAGUUCAGUUCACGUAAAAGGGGUUGACCUGAGGGACAAAUGUAAAUGAAUCACUAAUCACAUGAGAUAAAUAAUAAUCUUAAGAAAUGACUUUGUCAAAGCAACAAAUUAUAUUACAAUGAUGGUGAAAACUUGGGGAAAUUUGACAGUUAAGUGGGUUAAAAUCUUCAAGUCGGAUAAACAUGACGUGGGACAUGCCAAAAUUGGGAUGUUCUGAGAAAACAACCUUGAUUUUAAUGUAAAACACACUACUAUUGGAUUUUUUUAAUGUUUAGUUAGAGUGUAGAUUUAUUUGAUCCAAUUGUUAAAUUGAGUGUUUUAUCAAAAUGUGCACACAAUGAUACCAGGACAUAAAAGGCUUCAUGGAUCGACCCAGGAGGGGGAGUGGCUAGAGCCUGAAACCGACAUCAUCAGGACAGGGAAGACUCACACAUGGCCAUGACAACAGGAUGUCAAGUCACUCCGCACCAUAAGAAGCACAGUGGUAGAAAGGCUGGAGCUGGAAAUAGGAAAGAUUAAGCCAUAAUUGUGUAGAUGAUGCGUGUAUAGUUGGAAGUUGAGUUAGACCUCAGAGCUGUUGUCUUGGGUUCUAUGAGUGAAUCUAGAUUCAUGGUGAAACUAUCAAAAGCAGGGAAUCUGUUGGAUCACAUGAUGAUGGAAAGCAAUUAGAACUCAUUCUAUACAAUUUAAAAGUAAUUUGUGGAAGAGUAAAAUGAUUCAUUUGUUUUCAUGAGAAUGCAUUAUCUUCCCAAGAUGGAGCAUUUAUAGUCCUUUUUUUUAAUGGUCAAUGCACUGUAUCAUGGAAUUCCUACAUGUCUGUUUUCUUAGUUUUUUACAUCUGUCAAUUUGUUCGGAUGACUGGCUGACUUGCUCAUGUAGGCUACAUAGACAAUGGCUGUCGUUGAUUGAGGAAGCACUGUGAUAUACAUCAUCUCAUUAAAAGUUACACAACAUGACAAAUUA